Messenger RNA from Mercenaria mercenaria, 5995 nucleotides. RefSeq names its product histamine H2 receptor-like. The transcript has a single exon. The record is from RefSeq and is a predicted model, not a curated record. Gene Ontology annotation, biological process: G protein-coupled receptor signaling pathway. The coding region runs from base 2585 to 4036 and encodes 483 amino acids. Gene Ontology annotation, molecular function: G protein-coupled receptor activity. Gene Ontology annotation, cellular component: membrane. NCBI's taxonomy places the organism in Eukaryota, Metazoa, Mollusca, Bivalvia, Venerida, Veneridae.
UUCACAAUACCUGUUUGGCUGUUAGAGAAAACAGCCCUGGUUUACAGUUCUGACUUGGAAGCGUUUCAAAAUCUGUUGCAAAUAUACCUUUUGUUUAUAGGUAAUAUGGAUUUUAUAGCUCACUCUGUUAAAGAUCUUGAUGGCGAAACUACAGCGUGAAAGGCCGAGUAUGUAAACAAAGACUGAGUGAAUAAACAAUCGAGAACUGUUGGAUUAAACGUUUUAGACGCUAUUAAAAUAGGGCUAUAAACUAUAAUGAGGCUUCUGUAAAUAUUUUUAUGUGCGGAAAAAGCAAAGUGGGGGAGGUUUGAUAAAUAGGACAUAAAAUCAAAGUAUGAAUUCAUUUACGUGACUGUUUGGACUAGAACUGGAAAUAACUGUUUGAUAUAAAGGUGGAAGUAAAUUAUAUAUCUGUUGAACUUCGUUUUUGAAAGAGGUUACUUGUUUUCUUUAUAAAAAAUAUAAAGAAAAAAAAAACAACACAAGACUGUUUUGAAAAAAAAAAUAAAUAAAUAGUUUGUAAUUUUUUAACAGAAAUAGAUAAAAAUUAUAUCAUUAUAAAAAGGAAAUUUCAUUACUGCGAUAACAAUUGCCUAAAUGUUUUGUAAAACAGUAAUAUGUGAAGGACACAUCAUUACACUCUUUCAUAUAACAGCAAAAGUGAAUUGAAAUGGAUGUUUAACCACAUUGCGAGUGAAGAAGCAAGAUCCGUGUCUAGACGGCAAUUUACAGCUUGAAACGAAAUAAAGGCAGAAUAUUACCGGCAAAAUCUCGGCUCGGUCGUUCUAAAAAUUUCUCAUCGAAAACUUACUUUAGAAAAUAGGUAUGACAUCAGCUUGAUACUGGCUAAAAAGACAACAAAAAAAAUAUUCUUGUAGGAAAGUUAGAUUUGCAUUUUAAGAAAUAUUAUUACGUUUUGAGAUGGAUACUUCGUUUUGAUGCUAAUCAAGAAAGUUUUUGAUGACAUUUUCCCCGUGGGAAUUUGUGGCAAUCCGUUCCUCCAAAAAAAAGUAUAUAAAAAAUCAAAUGCUCGCAAACUAAUUAAAGAGGAAGAUAAGUUUAGCAACUAUAACGAUGGGCUAAAUAAAUCAUAGAAUACUGACUUGCAAAAGUGCAUUCGUCAGAUUCAACGAAUAAGAAAAGAAAAUAUUUACAAAAUCGGUGCGUGCGAUUCGUCUAGUGUAAAGACUGUUGAAAUAGUUUGUACAGACAAAACACCUUCAGAAAACAUCUAAAUAAGAACUAAAACGACACUUCCGCCCACAAAUAUUUGGGAGGAUAAACACGUUUUAAAUCAUUUGAAUAUUGCAAGAGUAAAUUUGUCAAAAGAUAUCAAAGAAGAAGACUAGAAAAGACAUGGAUUUUAACGAUAAAUUGUGCUAAAAAGAAUACAAAAUUUGGCAACAUUUCAGAACAGCUGGUUGAAACGUUUAGAAACAAUUUAAAGUAGCAGACAGUCUGAUAAACAAUUGCAUUAUUAUCUUCAAUAUUACUUCUUAUGUAUCUUUAUGUGAGAGAACAAGAUAAAAACAUAAUUAUUGGAUUAUUAAAUUGUAGUAUUCUGCAGACUGUGCUUUAUUUUGAAUCAGACAGUGCUUUGUUUUGAAAUUAAGUCACCAUAAUUAUCUUCUGCUCUGUGUAAGUGCAAGUAAAGAGAAUUUAAUAUAUAUGCACAUCAGCAUAUAAUAGGCUAUGCUCGAAAUACCAUGUGAAAAAUUAUGACACGUGAGAUAUCUGCCUAGAAACGCACGAAAGUUCUUAGAACAAAAAGGAAUUUAACAAUAUGUUAUUGUCUAGUACCAAACGAACGUAAACUCUGAGUAGGAUUUUUGUUGCAGUGCAGCAUUUAACACCGCUGUGCACUUUUCUCGUGCAGACGGUAUCAUUUGAGGGCACGACAGCACAUACUGACUUAUAUUCCCUAGCUGCAAAUCAAUCUGAACUCGAUCAGCAGACGAUAUUCCCAGAUAUACGCUGUGAUGAAUUAACUGCUUCUAUUUAUAGUAACAUAAUAGCAAAGUUAAUCCGUGAGGGUAUUCCAAGAGGAAAAGAGGAGGAAAUCGUAAUAAUUUUAGUAGCGAAUGGAUUUUAGAGGCUGACAUUCUUCCAUGUGAAAACAGUAUGGAUUUUUGUUGCUGCAAAUAUUUCAAUUUAAUGUUGAUUAAUUAUUCCAAACAGAUAUCUCAGGAGAUUACAGGAUUAAUUAUACCCUCGAGAAAUACGAAUUUCUUGGAACAAAAUUGAAAAAUCAAACUUUGCCAGUGUUUGAUUUAUGACUCAUUUACGAGAGAAAUAAUUAUAGCUGUAUUGAAAUUGAAAUAUUGAGGAAUUCUCCCGACAAUAUACAAAGUUGGAUUUGUUGUUUUUACGCCAGAAAAUGUGCUAGAUAUAGAAACCUAUUUUAUGAUGACGGACUUUGAUAAGGGGUUAUCGCUCACUAUUUCUGUCAAAAUCCAGUAUCAGAAGCUCAGCAGCUGAAAGCGAAGAAAUGAUAAAGUAAUCAAAUGUGUUUUUGAUUGAAAAUAUUUAUGGAUAUAUUUAGAGGUCGUUUAGAUAAUGCGACUGAAAUUUACGCAUUUUGCAAAUGCACGUGCAAACGGAAUUUCCCGUAUCGGAGUUCGAAAUGUAUAUCAAAGAAAACGCGAGUGGAAAUUUGAGAGAAAAUAUUACCUUUACGAAACAUGAAAAUGGAUCCUAUCAUUAUAUGGAUACGGAUUAUCGCACAAAUUUGGAUAUGAAUCGGCCUGAUGUUCCCCAGACUGCACGUGGUGUUUCUUUGGUGAUAUUUGUGGCAAUUGGAUUUGCAUUUAAUACAUUCAUGAUAGUUUCAAUAGUACCUAAUCGUCGGUUAAGAACGGUAAGAAAUAUACUUUUAGUUCAUUUAGGAUGUACUGGUCUACUAUUAUCAUUUUUAAUAAAUUUAUCCACGGCGGUUGUGAGUUUCACAGGAAAAUGGUUUGGAGGCGUUGUAGUUUGUCAAUUAUACGGAUUUUUAUUAACUGUAUUAACAUUUGUGACGUCAUGGACUAUAACUGCGUUAAGCUGGGAUAAAUACCAAACCAUUGCUAGUCCAUUACAUCAUUCGCUCACAGCAACCGCGCUGAAAAUGAUUGUCUGCUUUACUGUGUUCUGGACGCUGGCAUGUACCCUUUCAAUCCCGCCACUUUUAGGCGGAAGUCGCUACGUAUUCCACGCAGAUAAGGGAAUUUGCUUUUUUUGCACGAAAUCAGUAACAGGAAAAGUAUACAUCGUCUCAUUUCUUCUAGCUGCCAUCUAUAUUCCGUUGGGAGUUAUGUUAUUUUGUUACACGCACAUUUAUCGUAUUGCGAGAACGCAAUCAAGCCGAAUUGCGGCCACUAUGGUCCAAAUGACUUGCGUGAUACAAGCCACUAUAGCACCCAACAGCCCACCAAGUAGUCUAUCUAUCAAAGGUACUAAAGCCAUGUGUACAAUUUUCCAACUGAUUGGCUCCUUCGUUGUUGUGUAUAUUCCACUGUCUGUGAUAUUGUUAGCCGAAGUUUUCACAUCUGAUGAUUUUAGAAUGAACAGCGUCUUAUCAUCUACAUUUAUUAUGUUAUAUUUAUCCGCUCCAGUUGUCCAUUCGUCAGUGUAUGGAUUACGGAACAAAAUUCUACGAAAUUCUUUCCAAAGAUAUUUACGACGAAAAAUUAGAUAUUACUGUUAUAAAGACAAGCGCAAAAAUAGUAUCAAAUCUUUCCGUUCAUUUCGGUCAUCAUCGUUCAAAGCCGCCAUGAUGAAUAGACGAAAUCAAAAUGGUGAUGCCCCAGGACUGAGAAGAACACAAUCAUUUCCGGUCAGAGGGUAUCGAGCAGGUUCCCGUCAUUUACGCGUAUCAUACACUAAACAAAAUGGCUGCUUAGCAGUCCCAGAGGAUCCGAUUGUUCGGCCCCGUUCAUAUAAUGCAUUAAAUCCGGAGACAAAUAAAGAAGAUCAAUCCGCAGACGACAAAGAGCCAGGGGAUAUACACUUCGAAAUUUCUGAUAUAGACGAGGAGGGUGAUCAAGCAAACAACUAGUUUAUGUUAAUAAUCUUUCAUCCACAUAAUUUGUUGACUGUAACAACAACGUUCUCCUAAAUUUGAACUAAUUAACACAAUGUUCUUUUUAUUAAGAUCUGAGCAUUACGAGUUUUAAUGAUAUCUGAUUUUUUUUUUUAUUCCAAGGCCAAAAGAAAGAACGUUAGUAUAUUGUUUUGAUCAGAAACCCUUGUUGUUGUUGUUUUUUUUUAAUUUACAUUCUUAGACUUAUUUAUGUAAGGCUCUCCUCGGUUAAAUUGUAACGCUCGUUUUUGUCGAAUCAUAUCUUAUUUUGUUCAUUUUCAACCGACAGUAGAAGUAAUUUUAUCUUUCAUGUGCAGCCAGAAGUGGUGCAUAUUGUAUUUUUGUUUCAACGUUGUUGCUUUUAGAGAUAUUUACAUUUGUAUUGUUGCCAUUGUUAAGAAAUUGAAAAGUAAAGGUUCGUGUUAGUUGAUUGUAGUAUUACAAUAAUUGUUAAAUGGUUAUUCAUGUAAUACGUUCAUUGAAUAUGAAAUGCUGUUGCUACUGGUAACACAUGUGUCUGUUAACAUUUAAAGGUAUACUAUAGACCAUAUUUGAAGACAUGGAUAUUAACUAGUUUAUUUCUAUCAAUAGUACUAUGUAUUAGGUUUAAAACAGUACACACUUAAUACAUGUAUAGCUAAACACAUGAUUAAAUUGUGCUUAAAACACUGGAAGUACUUUUAAAGAUUCACUGUUACUGCAUGUUAUCUAGUUAUGAAUUUAGCCUCAAAUACACUUGUAAGUAAUCUAUAUAUCUAGUACGGUUAAACACAUCCGAUGAGGAUUUUUUGUUACAAUUAAAGCAUCUGAAGAUAAAUUAUUUUGGUAAAAGAUGGACAUUAGAUAUCUUUAACUUUCAACUGAUCUCUUCCAUCAUUUUUAUAGCUAAUGCUUUAUAAAUACUCCGAAUAAUUUUGAUCUUUGUAAUUGUUUUCAAACAUUGUGCUUUACACAAACGUUUACAAGAAAAGUGUGUACUUGCAAGUGUUAGAUGUAUAACAUACUGAGUAGAAUCAAACUUGUUUUUUUUAUAUUUACGGAUAUUGAAUGUGUAACAGAACGAAAUACCUAUUCAUAUGCACUGAACACAGCCUUCGUUCUUGAUACAAAUGGGAAACAACAUAUUAUAAAUUUUAUCAUGCAUAGUUAAAAUCAUCGACCAGAUAUUCAAUAAAAAUGAAAAGAAAUGCCUAUUUACAUAUACAUGUAUUUUGUUUCAGUAGUCUUAACAUUUUCACUGGCUGAACUAAAUGCAAAUAUAGAAGAAAAAAUGAAAAUGUAAUUCUGAUAUUUUGUAAUAAAACACUUCCUGAAUGGCAUGCCGGUCAAUAAUCAAAACUGUUGCCCUACAGUUACAUUGUAAAUCGCAAACACUGACCCUAAACUGAGCCUUGUAUUAGUGUCUUGAAAUCUGUUUGAAUAUAAAAACCGCGAAUAUUGUUUUUGUUUUAAUGUUUCUAGCAACACUCCCAUCCUUCUGUUGGCAAAUUGAUACAUACAUGUCAGUUAUCUAGAAAUGAUGAGUCAUUUUCUGACGGGUAUAAUUGAAACAUUUGCAAGUAGUUAUUUUUGUGGAAAACCGGUGCUGUAUUAGUAACCACCGGUGGAAGAGAUUAAGCGGGUGCACAUCUGGUGGUCUAUGUCUCAAUAUACGUAACAACGUGCAGUCAUGAUACAUGCAGAUGAUAAAUACAAUAUCGUAUUUGUAAUUGGCUAAUAAUGAUAUUCAGGGAGAUCUUUUUUUAUGAAUCAAUUGUUUCUUAUCUGACGUUUGUUUCCUGGUUAUUUAGUUCACUAUUUUUUUAUUACGUAAAUUCACGGCAGACUUUGGCAACAGUAAAGAUAACGAAACAGCUUUCUAGUUUUAAUUUUUAUCAAGAUCUCAGUUUCCGAGCUACUGUCAUUUUAUAUCCGUCUCCAUCUACCAUGGAAGUA